Messenger RNA from Ostreococcus tauri, 810 nucleotides. RefSeq lists its product as hypothetical. The transcript has a single exon. The coding region runs from base 1 to 810 and encodes 269 amino acids. Gene Ontology annotation, molecular function: nucleic acid binding. Lineage: Eukaryota; Viridiplantae; Chlorophyta; Mamiellophyceae; Mamiellales; Bathycoccaceae. The record is from RefSeq and is a predicted model, not a curated record.
AUGCUUCGGAAGAGAGCUGUGAAGGUGCACCCAGGACAGCAGCGGCGAGCAAGGGUGCAGACAAAGAGCAAGCGGUUCGUUCAAAAAGUGAUGGGCCUGUGCGCCGUUGCGCGACCGUGCGGCGACUUCGACGGACGAAUAGGAAUGUAUCGCUGCGCACGCGAAAAGGUUGCGCAGCGAAGGAGCAAGUUUCACGAACGAGGAGACGUGUGUGACGAAGACUGUGAUGUUGAGGCACACAUGUUCCACGAGUUAGUCACCGAGAAGUUGAUCCCGGACAUCUAUACGAAAAUGGCAGACUUUGACAUCGUCUUUGUACAGAUGGAUGGCGCACGGCCUCAUGUGAAGUGCAUGGACGCUUUAAACGCUGCUGGAAAGGAACGGAAGCGCAUCGAUGGGAAGCAAGCGCCAAUGAUCAAAUUUGUGUUGCAACCGGCCAACUCGCCGGACACCAACUUGAACGAUCUCUGCUUCUUUAGGUCGCUAUCAAAGUUCGUUCAAGAGCACGAACGUGAGAUCGAACACAGCGCUGCCAAUAAGGACGAGUUUUGGAACCUCAUGGUGGAGCAAUACCAUGAAUAUCAUGACCGCGAGAGACUUCAGAGAUGCUGGGUUGUCAAAACUGCAGUCACCAAAUGCAUCCUCGACGCCAACGGGACGAACAAUUACAAGCCACCGCACGGUAUCAAGCACGAAGAACCCAUUUCUUUCGAUCUUUCCUUGGAUUUGGACGACGCAAACGAUCGGGUGGCGCGCACUUUGGACUACGAAGGUCUGCAUGCCUCACUCCCUUCUUCUCUCCCACGAUAA